UGCUAGUUCAUUCCCCACCUCUAAACUCGUUCCUUAAGUUCUAUAGCCAUCUUAGUUUCAUCCACACCACUGCAACUUCAACCAGAAACCUAGGCUACUCCCUACCUACCAGCUUUACGUGCGAGGAUACAACACUACCGGGUUUGAUCGCCAUGCAUGUUCUUUGAGGGAUUCCUGUGCAAUGGAAGAUCUCAGGCUUCUCGUUCUUACAUAGGUUAGGAUCCGAGGACAGAUUAUUACUAAGAGACCAGAGGAGGUUGAUCGGGAGAUUGUACUCCAGUGACAACCAUGGCGCAACCUGAAACGAAGUGGUGCGUCACGUUUAUUUGUGUACUCAUCAUCAUGUUGAUGAUGAUGAUGAACUUUGUGGCGUGCAAUGAGAAAGAAGAAGGCGAGCUUCUAUUGUCGUUCAAGGCUUCCAUUAACGACCCACUUCACCAUCUCUCGAGCUGGGUCAAUUCCUCUUCCGCUAGUAUCUGCCACUGGAACGGUGUCACCUGCGACAGUAACUCCAACGUUCGAGCCAUAAACCUCUCCUCCAAAAACAUCUCCUCCAAUAAUAUAUCCUCAUUCUCCAUUUUUCAACUUCCACACCUUGAACACAUUGACCUCUCCGACAAUCAGCUCUCUGGGGGAAUCUCUUUCUCUCUCUCUUCGCUUGUCUAUCUCAAUCUUAGCAACAACAAUUUCACAGGUCCUGUCCCAUUGUCGUUUUCCCGCAUCCAAAUUCUGGAUCUCUCCAACAACAUGUUUUCCGGGGAGAUAUCCCAUCAAAUUGGAUCGCUUACGAGGCUGAGGUAUGUUGAUCUGGGAGGCAACGCUUUGGUGGGAAAGAUUCCUGAUUCCAUCACUAACAUGACAGGUUUAGAGUACUUGACCUUGGCUUCCAACCAGCUCGUGGGUGAAAUCCCUCCAAAAAUUGGCCUCAUGAAGAGCUUGAAGUGGAUAUAUUUCGGGUACAACAAUCUCUCGGGUGAGAUUCCACAGGGAAUCGGAGCAUUGACGAAUUUGAAUCAUCUUGAUCUUGUUUACAACAACCUCACGGGACACAUUCCCGACUCUCUGGGAAACCUCACUAAUCUCGAGUAUCUUUUUCUCUACCAAAACAAGCUGACAGGUCGAAUUCCACCAUCUGUUUUUGAGCUUAAAAAGCUUGUUUCGCUUGAUCUCAGUGACAAUUUUCUGGCUGGUGAGAUUCCGGAGCUCGUAAUUCAGCUUCAGAGAGUAGAGAUUCUACACCUUUUCUCCAACAACUUAACCGGUAGGAUUCCAACCGCUAUAACCUCUCUGCCUCGCCUCCAAGUUCUUCAGCUAUGGUCUAACGGAUUAACGGGUGAGAUUCCAGAAGAUUUGGGAAAGCAUAAUAACCUUACGGUUCUGGACCUUUCCACCAACAAACUUUCUGGGAAAAUCCCAGAUAGCUUAUGUCGCUCGGGCGCUCUUUCCAAGCUUAUCCUUUUCUCCAACUCUCUUCAAGGGGAAAUACCAAAUAGCUUAACCACUUGCACAAGCUUGCGCCGAGUUCGUCUCCAGAACAACAAGUUCUCCGGUGAAUUACCGUCCCGGCUAACUCAACUGUCACAGGUAUAUCUAUUGGACAUCUCCGGUAACCGACUCUCCGGCAGGAUUGAUGAUAGGCAGUGGAGUAUGCCGUCGCUUCAAAUGCUGAAUUUGGGUAACAACAACUUCUCCGGUGAGCUACCGACCACUUUUGGUAGUAAAAAAUUGGAGAAACUGGACUUAUCCGAAAAUGGAUUUUCUGGUUAUAUUCCACAUGGGUUUGGAGGCUUAUCGGAGCUGAUGCAAUUGAACCUGAGCAAUAACAACCUCUAUGGUGAUAUCCCACAAGAGCUCACUUUGUUCAGGAAGCUAGCUUUAGAUGUUAGCCACAAUCAACUCACUGGCCAAAUUCCGGCAAGUCUCGGCGACUUGCCGAUUCUGAGCUUUCUGGAUUUGUCGGAUAACCAAUUGUGGGGUCAAAUUCCAGAGAAUUUAGGCAGAGUGGAAUCUCUUGUGCAGGUGAACAUAUCCUACAACCAUUUUCAUGGACAUUUACCGGCCACUGGAGCUUUCCUUGCAAUUAAUGCCAGCGCGGUCACUGGCAACGACCUCUGUGGUGGUUCCGGCGACACUUCAAGGGGGUUGCCGCCUUGUAAAAAAAGCGAUAGGAAUCCAUGGUUUGUCCUACUGUGGUUUGUGGUCGGAUUUGCGGCGUUUGCAUUAGCAGCCUCUCUAGUUACUUGUUCUCGUCGAAGGAGGCAUUCGGAGCUUAAGAGAGUGGAAAGCGAAGAUGGUACCUGGGAGAUUCAGUUCUUCCAUUCCAAGUUUGCCAAAUUGAUCACAAUGGACGAUGUUUUGUCGUCAGCCAAAGCAGGAAAUGUGAUCUCUAAGGGAAGAACUGUUUCAUACGAAGGGAAGUGCAUGGCAAGUGGCAUGCAAUUCGAGGUGAAGGAAAUCAGGGACUUAAAUUCAGUUCCGUUGAGUUUCUGGGAAGACAUGGUGGAGCUGGGUAAGGAGCAGCAUCCAAACAUUUUUAAAUUGACGGGACUAUGUCGUUCGGGAAAAGGAGCAUUUUUGCUGUAUGAGGAUGCAGAAGGAAAGAGUUUAAGCCAAGUAGUGAGAAACUUGAGCUGGGAAAGGCGACGGAAAAUCGCCGUGGGGAUUGCAAAAGCACUGAAGUUUCUGCAUGCUCAAUGCUCGUCAGUUAUUUUUGUCGGUGAGAUGUCGCCGGAAAGCGUUUUCAUCGACGGCGACGACAUUCCACGCUUGAAGCUGAGCCCUCUGGCAUUGCCGAAGGGCUCCAUUUCUUCUCCCUACGUUGCCCCAGAAGCAAGGAAUGGGAAGGACGUGACAGAGAAGAGCGACGUAUAUGGAUUUGGUGUUAUUGUGAUAGAAUUGUUGACGGGAAGAAGUGCGGCGGAGGAGGAGGAGGGGGGCAUAGUGGAGUGGGCCCGAUAUUGCUAUUCGGAUUGUCAUUGGGAAACGUGGGUCGACCCGACAAUGAAGGGUGGGAAGCAGAACGACAUCGUAGAGACCAUGAACCUGGCGCUGCACUGCACCGCCAUGGAUCCCACAGCAAGGCCAUGCGCAAGCGACGUCUUCAAAGCCCUCUCUGCACACUCCGUGCUGUGUGUUUCCGCACUCCAACCAUGACCCAUCCUUCUCCGUCUCUUUCACUACUCUUUCUAUUUUUUAUUUGUUUCUCCCCGCCUGUAUUUUUGUUUUGCUCUAUAAUUAAGAUAGAUACGUUCAUUUAGUGAUGUUUGAUCUGAUCUGGGAUUUCUGCGUAUGUAUAUGUUUGACAUAUAUAUACUAGUGCCGAGUGUAUCAGUAAAUGUAAAUGAAUGAAUGCCGUUCCGUUGAUAUGAAAUUCACGAUCUCUAA
Messenger RNA from Neltuma alba, 3384 nucleotides. RefSeq names its product probably inactive leucine-rich repeat receptor-like protein kinase At2g25790. Lineage: Eukaryota; Viridiplantae; Streptophyta; Magnoliopsida; Fabales; Fabaceae. Gene Ontology annotation, biological process: protein phosphorylation. The record is from RefSeq and is a predicted model, not a curated record. Gene Ontology annotation, molecular function: protein kinase activity; protein binding; ATP binding.